Molecule: messenger RNA, 504 nt
Organism: Aspergillus novofumigatus IBT 16806
Lineage: Eukaryota; Fungi; Ascomycota; Eurotiomycetes; Eurotiales; Aspergillaceae
Product: NAD(P)-binding protein
Exons: 3
Coding region: 1-504 (167 amino acids)
Source: RefSeq, a predicted model, not a curated record
AUGACAGUACUCUUAAACCGAAGUGGGCGGUCAGUCACCCCGACUAUAGGCCGUUUGUUCGCUCAUUUUGUUCUGAACCCACCCCAUGCCAGUUUCGCGCACCAUUCAAAAAUUAUUCACGGAAUGGAAAACCGCGUAUACACCAUCCCCGGAGCUCGCGGAGUUAAGGUGUCGAUUGGGGACGUAUCAAGGGAGAAUCUUGCCAAGGUUGAAGAACAGCUGGGCUCUGACAACCUCUAUUCCUCUUUCUGUGACGCGUCAGACCAUGCGUCAGUACAGUCAUGGAUUCAAGCGACUGACAACAAGUUUGGUCGACCGGAUGGUGUUGCUAAUGUUGCCGGUUCCGCUCCCAAAUGCACAUCCUACGAUAGUCGAGUCAUGAGUCAGGACAACUAUGAUUGGGAACGCAUAAUUCGGAUCAACAUUACCGGAACGAUGUAUCCAAUGAAGGAGGAGGUGAAACAUAUGCCUAAUGGUGGAAGCAUUGCGAAUGUUGCGUCCUAG